Molecule: messenger RNA, 1851 nt
Organism: Charadrius vociferus (killdeer)
Lineage: Eukaryota; Metazoa; Chordata; Aves; Charadriiformes; Charadriidae
Exons: 12
Coding region: 1-1851 (616 amino acids)
Source: RefSeq, a predicted model, not a curated record
AUGUGGCUGCUGAGCACUUUCAUCCUGGCAGCUGGUUUCCCUUGCAGCUCUGCACGAGUUUUGCAGCAAACCCCCAUAUCCAUCACUAAGCCAGAAAGCAAAACGGUGCUAAUCAACUGCCACAUCUCUCAUCCGGAUUUUAACAAAGUUUUCAUUCACUGGUACCAGAAGAGGCCCAAUGCUGCUCCCAAGCGCAUUGCCUACAUGUCCUCCAGGCUCUUCCUUGAAAACCAGUCUGAUGAGGGGAAAUUUAGCAUCGAGAAGGAUCUCACCAAAUCUGUCUGCACCCUGACAGUGAGCAAAGUAACUCUGCGAGACUCCGCUACCUACUACUGUGCUCAGUGGGAUGCACAGCAGCAGAUGCCAGCAAGAGCCCUCAGGAUGCUGCUGCUCCCGCUCCUGGCCCUGGCUGCAGCCUGGUCUCAUGGACAAGCACAAGUGCUUCUAAAGCAGAAGCAAGUGUCUGUUACCACAGGGCAAACGAAAACUGCAUGGAUUGACUGUGUAGCCGAGGGCAUAUCUGACCUCCAGUCUGUGUAUAUACAUUGGUACCGACAUAUACCCCACAAAGGUCCCGAACGGAUUCUGUAUAUUGGACCAGGACAAGUUACUUACGAUGAUGAUUCCUACAAGAACAAGUAUACUUCUUUCAAAAGUACAAAAGUCUGCACUUUCUCAGUCAAUGACGUCAACUCCAACGAUGAAGGUGGAGACGCGCAGGCAGUGCCGGUGCAAACCCCAGAGCUGCAGUGGAAGGUGAGUGGCAGCUCUGCCAGCCUGGCAUGCCGAAUGAGCGCCGAAGAUGUCGUGCACUGGUACAAGCAGCCUCCCGGCCAGCCGCCAAAGAGGAUCCUGUAUGUGUCGGGACAGUCACCUACUUUUGAUGAUAGCCAUGAUACAGGGAGAUUUCAAGUUCGGAAGCACCCUACUGAGCCUCUCUACGCAGACAUGCUGCUGCUGGCAGCGCUUGUGGCCACCGCCGCUUGGUCUUAUGGAUUUGCACAAGAAAUUCCCAUGCAGAGCCCUCUGUCCAUCACCAAGUCUAAAGGGACUGUCCGCCUGCAAUGUCAUUUCAAAGACUUCUCUGGAGAUUUUGAUGAUACCUUCAUACACUGGUAUCAACAGAAGGAGGGUAAUGCUCCAGAGAGGCUCCUGUUCUUUUCAGGAGGGAAAGCUUCAGUUGAAAGUGGCUUUCAAGCGCACAGGUACAUGGUUGAAAAAGUUUCUAGCCAGAAACGGUGCGUUCUUACAAUAAACGAUGUAAUUCCAGACGACGCUGCUACUUACUACUGCGCCUACUGGGACCACUACUACAAAAUCUUCGGAACCGGCACAAAGCUUAUUGUUUCUGACAAACCACAGUCUCCACCGGCAAACUUUGAAAUCCUGCAGAAGGAACAUAAAAAUCAGAUAAUGUAUGUUUGCCUUAUUGAGAAAUUCUACCCAGAAGUUAUUCGGGUGACAUGGACCGACGGAGAAAAUAAGGAGGUAACAGACAACGUAGUAAAAGGAGACACCUGGAAGCCCGCAACAGAGGAUAAAUACUCAAUCGGCAGCUGGUUAACUGUACCAGCGGAGAACAAAGACAAGAACUAUUACUGCAAUUACGAGCAUGAAAGUGGAAAGAACUCACUGCCGAAAGAAGAUUCUUCAAAGACUGCUGCUGAGGAAGAGGACUGCAGCACAUAUCUUGGUAACAGCACCGUUUUUAAUAGAGAUCACUUAUACCACAGGACAGCAUAUUUAGUGUACAUCGUCCUUCUUCUGAAGAGCUCCAUGUAUUAUCUCAUUGUACUCUUCUUCAUCUACCGAAUGUGGGCUCCGACCAAGCACCGAGGAAAGAAAGCAUAA